Messenger RNA from Dermacentor silvarum, 872 nucleotides. RefSeq lists its product as uncharacterized. The record is from RefSeq and is a predicted model, not a curated record. The coding region runs from base 47 to 727 and encodes 226 amino acids. Gene Ontology annotation, molecular function: metallopeptidase activity. The transcript is spliced from 3 exons. Lineage: Eukaryota; Metazoa; Arthropoda; Arachnida; Ixodida; Ixodidae.
CAAGGUGCUAGAGAUAACCAGAGGUGUCAUCCUAGACUACGACAAGAUGGUCGCGGCCACCUACCCGACGCGAAUGUAUCCUCUCGACAACGACACGAUACCAAGCGUGGAGGCCCAUUACGGGUCGGACUUCGUGGCCAACGCUGUCCGCUUCGCGGCUGGCGGUGGCAGUACCGCAAGACCUUUGCUGGACUUUGACGCGCUGUCGGCUGACUGGAGUGACCGAGAAGUGGCUCAACGCUUGCUGAUACCCGACUUCUACUACGCGCACACGGCGCAGGUCGUGCUCAACUACGGCACUGUCGGGUACUACUUGGCCAGACAAGCCUUUCGGGCAGGAUCGCCGUUGCAUUGCGCUGGGAACGACAGCCACGGCAACUCCUCAGCGGUAUGGGACUUGACUGCACACACGCGCUGCCUGGCGACCUACGUGAAGCACACCUCCGGCAUCGAAAUGUCUGGGGACGAGCCGUGGUGGCGGGACGCAGUCCAGGCUCGUUGGGCCGUCGAGGUCUCGUUCAGGGCGGCCGCGUUCCGAGACGCCAAGAUCGCGCAGGAGAGGUCGCUCAAGCAGCUCUUCUUCCUCCGCUUUGGCCACACAUUCUGCGCAAUGCCCCGCCGCAGCCAGCGGGACACGGCCGCGACGGCGUGUCGCGUGGCCACCAUGACACUGCCCGCGUUCGCCGGAGCGUUCGGGUGCCCCGUCAUGGUGGGCAUCGGGUGCUGACCACACGGUGACUGUAUGGUACAAAGAGUAAAACGAGAGUUACUUGCAGUCUAGCAGUUCGGCUUUGCAGUGCGCGCGAGUUUCUUUUAAAAUGUGCAACAUGCCGAAAGGGUUGGUGAAUUAUUUUCCUCACUACUUAGUGAUU